AAUCCGUAGCCGAGACCCGCGCGGUCGCUCUCGGGGCCCCGCCCCGCGCCCCUUCCUGGGGCGGGGGAGAGGCCGUGGCGCGCUCGGGAGCGGGCGAGGGAAUCCCUCUCCCUCCACGUCACCCGAAAGCGAGGAAACCCGCACUCGCGUCCUCUAACGCAAAUGACCAUCUUUGGCAACGUGCGCCAAUGGAGCAGACCAAGGGCGCUGGGCGCGGGGGAGAGAGGGGCUAGGGGAGGCCCAGGGCUGCCUUAGCUGCCCCAGACCGCGCGGGCCGCGCGCUCCCACCGGGGCCACCGCCUGCCUUCCUCGCGCGAGGUGUGCGGCUGGCGUCAGCGCGGCCGGCAGCCGAGGCAGGGAGGGGAGCGCUGCGUCGGCCUCCUCCCCUCCCGCGCCUCUUCCUCCUCCUCCUCCUCCUCCCCCCCCCGCCCCCUCGUGCGCUCCUCCCUGCAAGGUGGAGUCUGGGGUUGACGUGAGUGAAUCCACAUGGUACAGGGGCUGGAGAAUAAAGAGUGUGGAGUUGAACUCGUGCCAUUGUAGUGACUCAUCUCGGGCAGAGCGCAGGGGCUCCGAGCAAUCCAGCGAGCGAGCGAGCGGCGCUCGGCGGGGACAGAGAGAGAGAGAGGGCGAGGUGCGGACGGGCGAGGCGGGCCCGUCCGGGAGCGGGCACCGGGGAAGGGGUGCAGGUCCGGGCGCUGGAGCGGCCGCGCAGGGAGCGGGGUCGCGUCCGCCUCAGAGCCGGCUCAGCGUGAACCCCACGGGCCGCUGUCCCGCUGGCGCGCUCGGGGCCGCGGCACAGGCGCACGCUGCCUCCUUCUCCUAGUCAAGUGUCCGAGCCGCUCCGAAACUCCGGCGGCGAGUCGGCCACAGGAAGUUUACUCUCGGGCUCCUUUUCUAAAAGGAGGAAAUAGAAGUUUCUCCAAGGGGGCAGCUUUUCUUUUCUCCUUUUUGGCCCUGUCUGAAAUCGGGGUACCUAGAGCUGGCAAGCGAGGCUCGCCCGGCUCCUAUUCUUUUUUAAUUUCCAAAUUUUUGAUUGGGCCGUGGGUCCCCGGCUGGGCUCCGGCUGCGCGCGGGGGCGGGAGGGUGCGCGCAGGGGAGGGACCGACGGACGCGCCGACUUUUAGAGGGAGGGACUGGGUGGACAACUGGUCCCGCGGCGCUCGCAGAGCAGGAAAGAAGUGCCGUGCGAGGCGCUCGGGGGACACUGUUCCCGGAGUGUCGCCGCCUCCCUGUCCUCGCCCGCUGCGGUGGAGCAGAAACCCGGGAGUGAAGACUAGGGCCCGCGGCGCGGCCGGCGGACGAGCAAGCGCGCAGCAGCCGGUGCGCGGCCGCGGCGAGGGCGGGGGAAGAAAAACACCCUGUUUCCUCUCUGGCCCCCACCGCGGAUCAUGUACCAGGAUUAUCCCGGGAACUUUGACACCUCGUCCCGGGGCAGCAGCGGCUCUCCUGCGCACGCCGAGUCCUACUCCAGCGGCGGCGGCGGCCAGCAGAAAUUCCGGGUAGAUAUGCCUGGCUCAGGCAGUGCCUUCAUCCCCACCAUCAACGCCAUCACGACCAGCCAAGACCUGCAGUGGAUGGUGCAGCCCACGGUGAUCACCUCCAUGUCUAACCCAUACCCACGCUCACACCCCUACAGCCCCCUGCCGGGCCUGGCCUCUGUCCCAGGACACAUGGCCCUCCCGAGACCCGGCGUGAUCAAGACCAUUGGCACCACCGUGGGCCGCAGGAGGAGAGAUGAACAGCUGUCCCCUGAAGAGGAGGAGAAGCGUCGAAUCCGGAGGGAGAGGAACAAGCUGGCUGCAGCCAAGUGCCGGAACCGCCGCCGGGAGCUGACGGAGAAGCUGCAGGCGGAAACGGAGGAGCUGGAGGAGGAGAAGUCAGGCCUGCAGAAAGAGAUCGCCGAGCUGCAGAAGGAGAAGGAGAAGCUGGAGUUUAUGUUGGUGGCCCACGGCCCUGUUUGCAAGAUCAGCCCCGAGGAGCGCCGAUCACCCCCAGCCCCGGGGCUGCAGCCCAUGCGCAGUGGGGGUGGUGCAGUAGGCGCUGUGGUUGUGAAACAGGAGCCCCUGGAAGAGGACAGUCCCUCAUCCUCAUCGGCAGGGCUGGACAAGGCCCAGCGCUCCGUCAUCAAGCCCAUCAGCAUCGCUGGGGGCUUCUACGGGGAGGAGCCGCUGCACACUCCCAUCGUGGUGACCUCCACGCCUGCCGUCACUCCGGGCACCUCAAACCUCGUCUUCACCUACCCCAGCGUUCUGGAGCAGGAGUCGCCCGCGUCACCCUCUGAGUCCUGCUCCAAGGCUCACCGCAGAAGCAGUAGCAGCGGGGACCAGUCAUCAGACUCCUUGAACUCCCCCACUCUGCUGGCUCUGUAACCCAGCGCACCUCUCUUCCCCAGCUCCGGAGGGGUCCUAGUCACUGCCUCCUUCCCAGGGACCAGCACCUUCAAGCGCUCCAGGGCCAUGAGGGCAAGAGGGGGACCUACCAGGGAGCUUCCUGGCUCUGGGGGACCCAGGUGGGACUUGGCAGUGAGGCGCUGGAGGACUUGGGUUGAUGUCUUGGAAGCCAUGGGGCCUCCUCCCUCAUUCAUCUUGCAAGCAAAUCCUGUUUCUUGAAAAGCCUUGGAGAACUUGGUUUGGUGGACUUAGACAUCUCUCUGGCUUCUGAAGAGCCUGAAGCUGGCCUGGACCGUUCCUGUCCCUUUGUUACGAUAUUGUCUCUGGAGUGAUGGUGUCCUUCCCUGCCCCACCAAGCAUGCUCAGUGCCUUUCGGUUUCACCUUCCCUCAACUUGCCCCUUCCCUCCCCCAGUGUCAAUCUCACUCCCUCUUGGUUUUUAUGAAAUUUGCCAUGACAUUUCAUCUGGGUGGUCUGAAUAUUAAAGCUCUUCAUUUCUGGA
Molecule: messenger RNA, 2891 nt
Organism: Lemur catta (Ring-tailed lemur)
Lineage: Eukaryota; Metazoa; Chordata; Mammalia; Primates; Lemuridae
Gene: FOSL2
Product: FOS like 2, AP-1 transcription factor subunit
Exons: 4
Coding region: 1389-2369 (326 amino acids)
Biological process (GO): regulation of transcription by RNA polymerase II
Cellular component (GO): nucleus
Molecular function (GO): DNA-binding transcription factor activity, RNA polymerase II-specific; RNA polymerase II cis-regulatory region sequence-specific DNA binding
Source: RefSeq, a predicted model, not a curated record